Molecule: messenger RNA, 2591 nt
Organism: Labeo rohita (rohu)
Lineage: Eukaryota; Metazoa; Chordata; Actinopteri; Cypriniformes; Cyprinidae
Gene: hapln3
Product: hyaluronan and proteoglycan link protein 3
Exons: 5
Coding region: 183-1274 (363 amino acids)
Biological process (GO): cell adhesion
Molecular function (GO): hyaluronic acid binding
Source: RefSeq, a predicted model, not a curated record
GGUCCCACAAUAUUAUUACAGAGAGAGAGAGAGAGAGAGAGGGAGAGAGAGAGACAGAGAGAGAGAGCUAUUAUUCCUCAUCUCGGACGAUGAACUGAGUAGCUGUAGCAAAAGGAGCCUGAGAAAGUAUUUUACAUUGGACGCUGUUGGAAAGCUGUGGGAUUCAGGGAAUCACUGUGAAUAUGAGGAUUUUACGCCAUCUGCUGGUGCUUGUAAUGCACCUGGUUUUUGGAAGCGUUGCACAGCGAUUCUCCAAUGGCUAUUAUUAUCAGGACAUUGUUAAUGGAAAUGGCAAUGGAAAUGGCAAUGGGGAGAUUUACUUCCACAAGAUCCGUCUUCACGUCGAGUCUCCUGAAACGGUGUCGGCUGUUCAGGGCAGUAACGUCACACUCCCCUGUCAUUACCGAUACGAGCCCGCGCUCAGCUCGCCCCGCAGAACGCGGGUCAAGUGGUCCUGGCAGCCCGUGAACGGCGAGGGCCAGGAGCAUGACGUCAUGGUGGCCAUCGGCACACGUCACCGGAGUUAUGGAGACUUCAAAGGACGGGUGCGGCUCCGCCGAAACGCCCCGGGCGAUGCGUCCCUCGUUAUCAACCCGCUACAGUCCGACGAUACCGGCCGUUACCGGUGUGAAAUUAUUGAUGGUCUCGAGGACGAGAGCGUGACAGUGCAGCUUGAGUUUCGAGGUGUUGUGUUCCCCUAUCACUCCAUUAGGGGGCGCUAUCUCAUGAACUUUCAUGAGGCUAAGGAGGCAUGUGAGAAGCAGGAUUCACAUCUGGCUACCUUUGAACAGCUCUACGCUGCUUGGGAGGGAGGGCUGGAUUGGUGCAACGCUGGGUGGCUCAUGGACGGGACAGCACAAUAUCCCGUUGUUGUGCCACGAGACGCUUGUGGCGGCACCGACCUGGCACCUGGUGUACGGAGCUAUGGCGUUCGAGACAAAAGUCUGGACCGUUUUGAUGCCUUCUGCUUUACUUCGUCCAUUAGAGGAGAGGUCUACUUCCUGCAACAUCCCGUCAAACUAAAUUUUACAGAGGCGGCGGAGGCCUGUCAGAACGACGGUGGUCGUAUUGCUAAAGUUGGCCAGUUAUAUGCAGCCUGGAAGUUUGUGGGAUUGGACCAGUGUGAUGCGGGCUGGUUGGCUGACGGUAGUGUACGUUACCCAAUCAUCCAACCUAGGGCGAACUGCGGUACAUCAGAAGCAGGAGUGCGCAGCUUUGGCUUCCCUCCAAAGCAUUUAAAACAUGGCGUGUACUGCUACAAAGUUCGCUGGUAAAAUGUACAGUUCAUUUUAAAUGUAUAAACACUUCUGUGAAAACCACCGUGAACAGUACUUUUUUACACUACUGAUAUUCAAAUCAUAAUAAUGUGUUUGUAUUGUGUCUUGACUUGAUUUAAAAUGUCCUGGGAUUCCUACCAAAUUUACACCGUGAGGGCGGCACAGAAGCGCCUCUGAAGUGGCAUUUAGGUGUUUUUACACAAACUGCUCAGAGGUGACAUAGUAGCAUUUACACAGCAAAUACAAUUGUAUGUUUUGGUAUUAGAAGCUGAGGUGGCUUAAAUGUAGUUGGCUUAUGUUUUUACACAACAUUUUGAGCAGGCACAGAGCAGCCUUAAAGGCACAAAAUGUAAGUUUUCGCCACUAGAGGGUGCAUAUUUAAAACAAACAUUGUAACAAAGGCAUAGUUUGAUGACACUGUGAUUGAAUGUGGAAUCGUGGGAGUUGUAGUCUUCAUUCCCACAGCCGAUGCUAUCCAUCGGGGCUCGGGCAGAAAACAUGUCCAUAGAUAAUCUAUUGCAGGGGUGGCGAACGUCGGUCCUGGAGAGCCGCAGCCCUGCAUAGUUUUGCUUCAACCCUAAUCAAACGCACCUGAACAAGCUAACCAAUGUCUAAAGGGUUACUAGAAAGCAACAGGCAGGUGAGUUUUAAUUAGGGAUGGUGCUGAACUCUGCAGGGCUGCGGCUCUUCAGGACCGGAGUUCGCCACCCCGAUCUAUUGUGUUAAAGACCUAUUAAAGGAGAAGUCCACUUCCAAAACAAAGAUUCACAUGUAAUGUUCUCACCCCCUUGUCAUCCAGUCAUAAAGAAAAUAUGUUUUCUGAGAACAUUUCAGCAUUUUUCUCCAUAUAAUGGACUGCUAUGGUGCCCCGAGUUUGAACUUCCAAAAUGCAGUUUAAAUGCGGCUUCAAACGGUCUCAAAUGCAGUUGUAAACGAUCCCAGCCAAGACAGAAGGGUCUUAUCUAGCCUAACGAUCAGUUAUUUUCAUAUAAACAUUACAAUUUAUAUACUUUUUAAUGUCAAACGCUCAUCUCAUGUUGUCCCUCAACUUCAAAAUCACCCUAUAUCGCUGUUUUACCUUUUUUGUUAGAUCUUUACCUUUGUGUUUGAUCUUCUUUGCAUGUUCACUUUGCAAAGACUAGAUCUGUACUUCUGCAGCGUAGGAUGAUUUUAAAAUGAUUUUUGUUGAAGGAGAAAAUACGAUUGGAGCUUUUGGAAGUUCAAACUCGGGGCACCAUAUCAGUCCAUUAUAUGGAGAAAAAUCCUGAAACGUUUUCCUAAAAAAAAAGAUUUCUUUAGGACUAAAGAAAGAAA